AUGAUUUGUCCUAAUAAUAUCGAUUAUAAUAGGAAGCUGGAUAAAGAAUCAGAUACAAAAAGGCGCAACAAUCGCAAAUUUCGAACAAAUUUCACCGAAAGUCAAAGUUUAAUCCUGGAAGAAUGCUUCCAACAAUCUCAUUAUCCAGAUAUUUCAUCAAAGAAAAGACUGGCAAUGUUGCUUCGCAUUCCUGAAGACCGUAUUACAGUAUGGUUUCAAAAUCGCCGAGCAAAGUGGCGUCGAAAAGAGUUAAAUGAAAAGCAAAAAAAAUAUUGCGAAGAAAGUAUGAAAAAUAUAGCAUCACAGGGCUGUAACGCUUCAAUGAUCAUAGAAUUGGAAAUUAAAUGGAAUGAUAGCCUUUUUUGUUUGGAUGAAGAUGAUGACCACGUUGGCAUUGCUGAACUUGCCGAAACUGUUGCUAUUAAAUAA
Molecule: messenger RNA, 429 nt
Organism: Dracunculus medinensis (Guinea worm)
Lineage: Eukaryota; Metazoa; Nematoda; Chromadorea; Rhabditida; Dracunculidae
Source: the annotation of a GenBank genome assembly